Molecule: messenger RNA, 852 nt
Organism: Gongylonema pulchrum
Lineage: Eukaryota; Metazoa; Nematoda; Chromadorea; Rhabditida; Gongylonematidae
Source: the annotation of a GenBank genome assembly
GCGUGCGAAAAAUUAUCAUAAAAAGUUAGGCAAAUUAACCAGUGGCAAAUAUGAUUGGCGAAUGAAGAAGCGGAAGGAGGGCGUGAGGAAAGACUGGACGAGGAAGAAGAGACUGUUACUGAAGGCAGUUUUCCUGGGCAAGCAGGCAUUCUAUCGACUGCAGCUGCGCAGCGUCAACUACGAAUUUGAACUCAUCCAGGGCCUGUUUCUAGUGCUAGAGUGCCCGAAGAGAAAGAAAGAAAAGAAGGUGAUGUGUGUCCCACCUAAUAUCGAGUGGUAUUUCAAUGGAUUGCCGGUGCUCACCGAUUCGCGAUUAUCCUGGAGACCUAACAUCGAGUGGUAUUUCAAUGGACUGCCAGUGCUCACCGAUUCGCGAUUAUCCUGGAGAAUUUGGCCGCUUAUCGAAAAUACGGACGAUGGGAGGUAUGAGUGCUAUAUCGAUAAAAAGCACCGAGGAUCUAUUACCAUCCAUGUCAUCACUCCGGGGAUUUGGCCGCUUAUCGAAAAUACAGAUGAUGGGAGGUAUGAGUGCUAUAUCGAUAAAAAGCAUCGAGGAUCUAUUACCAUCCAUGUCAUCACUCCGGGGGAAGGUAUUCGGAGAGGCCUUAUCAACUAUCUGAUAACAAUGACGCUUGCCAUACCAUUCGUUAUAUUUGCACUGUUUUAUCGGGCGAUGCAUCCGCAACGUGAAUCAAUAAUACUGGACGAUCCAAUAACCGAAUUUUAUGAAAAAAUUCUGGAUCUUAAAAUGUCUCAGAUGAAGGGUAGUGUUGCCGACGAAGUGUACAAAGAACAAGCGGAAAGCAAGCGAGAAGAGAUCAGAUCGGCCUAUUCCCAACCAGGUGCUUAGCU